Messenger RNA from Phymastichus coffea, 1892 nucleotides. RefSeq names its product myb-like protein P. Lineage: Eukaryota; Metazoa; Arthropoda; Insecta; Hymenoptera; Eulophidae. The transcript is spliced from 6 exons. The coding region runs from base 208 to 1509 and encodes 433 amino acids. The record is from RefSeq and is a predicted model, not a curated record. Gene Ontology annotation, biological process: RNA processing; adenosine to inosine editing. Gene Ontology annotation, cellular component: cytoplasm; nucleolus. Gene Ontology annotation, molecular function: double-stranded RNA binding; double-stranded RNA adenosine deaminase activity; tRNA-specific adenosine deaminase activity.
GUUCCAGCUCCAAACCAAUCCAUUGCAGCAUUUUCAUCCGCAAAGCAGUUUCGUUUUUCGCGGCACUGCAGUUAUAAUUUUAGUAUUAACUUUUACAGUAAUUGCAUAUCUUAUCAACUGAAAUUCAUAAAUAAUCUUUAAUUUUACAAAUAAAACUAAAUUUCUUAUAUUUCUUUAGAAAUAUAAGUUUGGUGAUAUAAGACAAUUAUGUACACGAGAAGUAGACAAAGCCAGAACUUCACCGGCAAUCAGCAACAGCGCGGUGGCAAUAUGCAACAAAGAGAACAAUAUCAACAGCAAUCUUACAACCAUCACGGAAAUUAUCAGGGUGGAAACCAAAAUCAACAAAAUUUCAACCAGAGUGGAGGUGGCACUCCUGUAAGACAGCAACCUCAACAGCAACAACAGCACUCAACACCUCAACCACAACGUUUAAAGCCAAUUUUGAAAAGCAGUGGUGGUAAUGCUCAGGGCACUCCAGCUCAAGGGCAAAACCAACAAUUCAAUCAAAAUCAACAGCAGAAUUUCCAACAACAACAGUCGCAGCAGCAACAACAGCAGCAGCAACAACAACAACAACAACAACAACAACAACAACAACAACCUAAUAAUGGAGUAGACAACAGUGAUCUCCCAAGCGAGAGUAUGGAAAGUGAUAUCCAGGAAGUACCAAAAUGGAGGCGCAAGAUUCCUGGUUUGAAAGUUAACCGUAAAUUGAAGAGGCUACGUAUGAAUCAGCGUUUAAGGAAGACAAUCCAACCCAAAAAUGCCAUUAUGGUAUUGAAUGAAAUGAAAACAGGAGUACAGUUUACAUUUCCAGAAACUCAAGCUUCUUUGCCAAACUCUCUUUUCUUAGUUCAUGCAGAGAUUGAUGGUAAAACGUACAUUGGACAAGGUAUUUCAAAGCCUCUCGCUCGUCAAAACGCUGCUGAGAAUGCAUUGAAGAGUCUUCUCUUGGAAAAAAUGACUGCUGUGGCAAUGAAAGCACGUAUUGAUGCAGAAAAUGAAAAUAUUGCUAAUCCUAAUGUUGGUGAAGGAACUGAAAAUAAGGAAGGUGAAACCAAUAUGGAAAUUGAAGAACCUGAUGAAAUCCCAUGGAGCUCUUUGGCAAGUUUUGCUCUCUACAAAUUAUUCUUGGAAUGGCAAAACCAAGGUACAGUUGUUCCUGUACCACGACCUGGCUUACCACUUGCUGGAAAAGUGAAGAAAGAACAACCUGUUAACAAGCCAGUUGUGCAAAAAGAAUUGCCGCCAAAUCCAACCAGUAUUCAUCCCGUUAUGUUACUGAAUCAAAUGAGACCUGGUCUGACCUACCAUGAAGUCAGUCGUGUUGGCAAUCCCCCCAACACCAUGUUUACUCUUGGAGUGCAUGUUGAUGAUCAAGAGUUCACUGGAGCUGCUAAAAAUAAGAAGGAUGCAAAGAGAAUGGCUGCAAAGGCUGCUCUGCAGGGACUUUACAAUCUGGUUUAUCCAGAAGAAAAAGAAGGUGAAGACGUGAAUAUGGGUUGAUCAAGUAUCGAGAAUUAAUUAUAUUACUUUUAUUCAAUUUUGAAGCUUAUAUGCAAUUUGCAUAGUAGAAAUGGCAUCGGAAAAUAAAAAAUUGUAUUUUUCACAAUUUGUUGAUUUUUAGACGAGAAACAUUUUUUUCAUUACUUUCAAGACGAAUUAAUCUGUAGACUAAAGAAUAAAUUAAUUGUUUUGUAAAUUGUAAAAUCACUUUGAAACAUUGGCAAGUGUCAAUUGAAUUUUAUAAAACAGCUUGCUAGUUUAAUGCUUUUUGAUAUUUUACUGACGUAGAAUAAGAUGUGUCUUCAUGGUAGGUCUAAUUUAGUACAAUAUGUCCUAUUGAUAUUGUAAUCUUGUAUCAGUUUCAAAUAAAAUUUAUUUGUUGA